Molecule: messenger RNA, 4358 nt
Organism: Caenorhabditis elegans
Lineage: Eukaryota; Metazoa; Nematoda; Chromadorea; Rhabditida; Rhabditidae
Gene: dnc-1
Product: Dynactin subunit 1
Exons: 14
Coding region: 99-4154 (1351 amino acids)
Cellular component (GO): centriole; spindle; cell cortex
Source: RefSeq, marked reviewed
AAUUUAUUUCGCAACAGUUUAUCGAUUUUGAACUAUUUUUUCCAGGUAGUUCGAUAUUGAUUCGUUUGGAAAAUUGGUGACCGAACGCAAUCUUCCAGAUGUCGUUCGAAAUAGGAACUCGGGUAAAAACAAGCUCGGGAAAUGGAAGAGUCGUGUUUUGCGGACAAACGCAAUUCGCAGAAGGUGAUUGGGUUGGAGUGAUUCUUGAUACGGCGACCGGAAAAAACAACGGAACUGUUCAAAAUGUUCAAUAUUUCGAAUGCGAACCGAAUUUUGGGGUUUUCGUGAAAUCGAGCGCUGUUGAGUUGGAGGAUGCAUCAAAGAGAUCAGGACUGAAAGCUCCAGCAGCUUCUGCUAUUCGAAAAGAUUCUAGUGUAAUGAGCAGAUCCGCAGGUUCUAAGGCUUCACCAGGAUCAAGCCCUGGAAUGUCACCUGCUGCUUCGUCCGAAAAAUUGACAGGUCGUCAAACAGGAAUGGGCCCACGCUCAAUGUCGAAGCUGGCAGAUCCCAAUGAGAAAAAGCGGUCUACAACUCCGCAAAAGGCGAGAUCUCCAGCUCCGCCAAUGACGAAAAAGAACUCCGAGUCAACGUCGAGAAUGGUUCGUGAAUUCUCCAACUUAUCGCAAUCUUCUGUCGCUUCGAGUCGUGCUAGUGCAUCAGCUUCUAAACCUAGGCCGCAAUUCACUGCUCCAGAUCCUCGACGGCAAAGUCUUGCACCGCCCAAAAAAGCGUCCACGACUACUGCCCCAGUUUCAAAGCCAUCACUUUCAAAACCACGACAAUCUCUGGCUCCGAGCAAACCAGCUGAAGUGACUCCACAGAAGCCAGUGCCUGCAGCACAAGCAUCAGAAGCAGGGGAUCCACCAAAUGAGCUGCCACUACCUACAAUGACCGAGUCCGGCACAGAGCUUCCAAAAGAAAGUGUUUUGUCUCGAGCGAAGAAGAUUGAUGAUACUGGACCAGCAGCUCCAAUGUCUCCACUUUCUACUACAGCAGCGGCGCGACCAAGAACAACAUCCGUUUCCUCUUCUGCACAAGAAAGUUCCACUGAAAUUGAAUAUCUUCGAAAUCAAGUCAAAGAACUCACAGAAAAGCUUGAAGCGGCGAGAGUUAAACGAAAAGAGGAUCAUACUAAAGUGAUGGAACUUGAUCGUGUUUCGUUUGAAUUGCGUUCAUCGGAAGAAGUUCGAAGUCGUCUGAUUCAAAAAAUUACAGAAUUAGAGAAACAGAUUGGAGACGAGAGAAUCGCGAAAGAACAAUUACAAGCAUGGCAAGACGAGAAUAAAGUUCUUCUCAGUGAUCAUCAAGAUACUAUGGAAAUGGCUACAAUUGAGAAAGAACUUGCUGAAGAGAGAGCUGAUUCAUUGCAGAAUGAUGUUCUGACACUUACUGAAAAACUGGAAAGCAUGGAAACUGAAUUAGAAAUCCUGAAAGAAGAAAUGGCAAAUGGAGGUGGUGCAGCACAAGUCGGAAAUAGUGUUCAAAUGAAGCAAAUCGAGAUUCAAAAUGAUAAGCUUAAAGAUGCACUUAUAAAACUUCGAGAUUUGAAUGCACAAGCUACAUUAGAUAGGCAAAAGGCUGUUGACGAGGCGGAAAGAUUGAAGACUGAAAACUCGGAGCUUAUUCGAGUGGCAGAAAAUUUGAAACGACAAACGGAAAUUGCGGAAUCGAAAAUCGCUGGCUUCCAAGAACAGAUUGAUGCUGCAAUGGGAGCUGAAGCAAUGGUCACUCAAUUGACCGACAAGAAUUUCAAUAUGGAAGAAAGAAUUAUGCAACUGGAAGAAACGAUAGAAGAUAUGGAGGAAGCGAGAGAUUUAGAUGAGCAGUUGGCUGAAGUACAAAAACAACAAGUAAAGGAUCUUAUGAAGGAAAUUGAACAAUUGAAAAUACAUAUUCACGAAUUAAAUGGCCGUAUACGCGACGAGCAGAAGCACGCGGUUGAUUUAUCGCAGACGAUUUUGAAAUUUAGAGAACGAAUGGCUAAUUUGAAUUCUCAAAUUCAAGAUCAAAAAGAUCAAGUGUUGAGCCUCGAAGAACAACUACAUGGACAUAUUUCUGUAGAUAAUGAUCGUGCUUCAAUGGUGAACCAACUGCAAAUUUCGGCGAAUCGUAACUUUGCUGAAGAUGUGGAAAGACAGGUCAACGCUAUUGAAGUAGAAUUUGCACGUCGUCAGGCUGGAUAUUUGAAGGCAUUCCUUCCCGAUAAUUUUUCACGAGUUGGAGGGGAAAAUGAUUCGAUUCUUCUAGUUGUCAUGCUUCCACGUCUUGCUGCGAAGACUAAACUAUUUGCUAGCCUAGCUGCUCAAUGUUUUCCACAAGUACCUGGAGGAAUGCGUCGGGAACAUGUGACAAAGUCUCACAAAGGAGAACAAUGGGCUCAUGUGGCUCGUGUCAACUAUCUUGCCAAUUCUAUAAAUGCAGCACUGGGAAAAUUGGAAAGUGCAAUUGGAGAAACAACAGUGGAAGUACUUAUAAAAUUGACUGAAACUUAUGGAGAAAUGUCAACUCAUGAGAAAACUGUCGAUCAAUAUUUGGAACUUCUUAAAAAGUCCAGAUUCGACGAGAAUACCUCAUUGGACAGUUUUGUUCGGCCGCUCGUGUAUUUCCAAAAUAUGUUCUCCCUUCACAUCGGAGGAGAUGGAUUCAACGCUGCUCACUGGGUUUCAGAGAUUUGUGCAUCACUUUCGGCAGGUCUGGCGUAUUGCCGCGUCAAUACCCAACGGAUUUCCUACUUCUUGCAGGAGUCAAUAACCGCUGGAGAGGUAUACAACAUGCUUCAAACAUUAAAUGAUGAAUUUGCUGCCUGUGAAUCCGUGAUUUUGAAAGCUUAUCGCCUUCUUCCAGGAAAUGUCUCAGGCUCAGAGCAGAAGAUUCUCAAAUUGGAAUCUGAAUUUACUGAAGAUCUUUUGAAUUCAGUCGUCCAACUCGACAAAAUGGUAUCCAUUCUUCAAGAAGUAUGUGCCAACGGUGCACUCAGUUUCGGUGGAAUAUCAGAAACGGAAGGAUUCGAUGAGAAAAGAGUUAAAGAAAUGAUUAAUGCAGUACUUGGCAAGCAGGAUGGGUAUAUUGCAAUCGAUAAAACAUUUGACCCAAUUCGUGCAUUAAUAAAAUCCUUACGCGAUAGUCUUGAAAAGGUGAAUUCAACAUUGGAAUCUGCAAAAAUGGAGCAUUCUGCUCCAGAGAAGAAAUCAUUCCCACCACUACUCGAUCGUGCUCAUCAUCGAAAACAAGCUGCACAAGAGGCAGAAGGCCUUCGAUGGCAAAUGGAAAAGAAAGACAAUGAGAUGUUAGAGUUACGAAAACAGAUGAAAGCAAGAAUUGAAGAUGUUUCAAACUACAAAUUGAGACUCGAUAUGGCUGAAUCUCGAUUGAAUUCCACUGAUAAAGCAGAAGGUGAUAAGGUCAAACAUCUCGAGGAAAAGAUUAAUCAAAUGGUGGCUGAUCACAGAAGGAAGCAGAUAGAAUACGACGAAUCAAUGGAUGCUCUUCAACGAGAAAUGAAAGAGGUCGAAAGUGAUAAUCUCGAGCUAAAACAACGUGCAAACAAGAUUAGUAAAGAAGCACUGUGGAAAAAUAUUCAAUCGAUGGAGACUCGUUCAUCAGGAUCUCCAUCCGUGCCUAUGUCUACAUCUAUUGAUGAAGGAGGUGCCAGUCGUGGAGAAGUUGUAUUCCUUGAGAAUCAGCUCAACAAGCAAACCAAUGCAAGGAAGAGAGCCGAGUUGGAAGUUCGUAAAUUGAAGGGAGAACUUGCUCAAGCGGGCUCGAAACGAUUCUCGGCUGUUCCUGGACUUAUUUCGGGACCGAUAACUUUGGAAUCUCAAACAAGACAGGACUUACUCCUCAAGCUCAUUGAUAAUCUUCACGAUGAAUCUCUUCGUUUGCGUCGUGAAGAAGUUAAUCAUCAAGCGUAUGUCCCAUCGAAUCCAAAAAUAUCAACAGAGAAGAUGGUUGAGGAAAUGGAGAUUUUUAAUGUUAAACGGGAACAAUUCUUUGAUAAACUCAACUCGGUGAAUCGCCGUCUUCGUCGUGUAUGGUUUGAUGCGUGGGGAGAAGAGUAUCCAUUCGAAAUCGCGGCCAAAUCUCGACCAAUAGUAGCAGUACCUGAACCGAAGAAGUUCGAAGAAAUCAGUGCCAAGUGGGGAAUCGUGUGGUAGACUGCCGAAAUUCAUAUUAAAUCAUGACGUAACUUCUAUUAGUAUCAUAAUUCUCGUUUUGCUUCGCUACGCGACGGGUUCGCUUGUAACUUUCUCAAAUAUCAUUUUUCACCAUUAAAUUAUUUAUGCUGUAAAUAAGGAUUUAUCUUUAUUAUUAUUCUUGCACUGUUUUGAGGUGCGUUUAUAAAUUAUUUAGAUACAAAU